AUGUCAGAAAUAGGAGAUAUUGGAUACAUCAAAGAAUUAUACACAUAUAAUUUAAAGAUUAGAAAUUAUAUGUCGUCGUUGCUUCUCCGAACCACCGAAACCACCGAGUUGUCGUCGUGGAACCACCCUCGGUACCGAGUUUCGCCUGGUACAAGGGAGAACACAAACUUCUGGAACGAAGCAUGGCUGGGCACGUCACCAUUAUCCCUUCGAUUCCCAAACCUCUUCAAGCUUGAAAAGCGUAAAUCAUCACGUAUUUCUGAACGGAGAAACUCUUACGGUUUUGCUGCGGAUUGGAAAAGGACCCCUUCGGCCCCAGUUGAGAUUGCUAAACUUGAAGAACUUAAGGAGAUUAUUAACUCAUUUUCCUUCUCGAAUGCUAAGGACUCGUGGAAAUUCUCUUUGGCUAGAGAUGGUGUAUUUAGAGUGAAUAUCCUUAGGGAUCAAAUCGAUUCUGUUAUUACUGAUGUAUCGAUAAAAAGAAUGGAAUGGAAUAGUAUGGUUCCAAUCAAAGUGUUAGUCUUUAUCUGGAGAGCCUGUUUGGGACGAAUUCCGACUGCUGAUGCCUUAGCUCAUAGAGGAGUCAACACCAACUCAACUCUAUGCUCAAUGUGUUCGAGUCAAGAGGAAACCGCAGACCAUCUGUUAGUGUAUUGUAUGUUUGCCCACAACACCUAUAAAUGGAUAUCGAAAUGGUGUGGAAUAGAUCUUCAUCGCUUCUCUACUGUGGAGGAUGUUAUUAGUUUUGCAUCUCAAUGGGGAACCCUAUUUUCUCCUAAAUCUUCCAAUCGCUUUUCUCCAGCCAUGUCUACCGAAGGCAGCUCUCAUUCCUCUGUUAUUCAUACUCUCCCCCUCACCACUCCAUCUAUAACCCUGGUUCAAUUCCCAUCAUCCCUAAAACUGUUAUCCACAAAUUACAUGAGCUGGAAGACUCAGAUCGAAGCCCUUCUAUACGGCCUUGAUCUCUACAAAUUAUUGAUGGCACUCACCAUGUGCCUCAACCUACUGUCACUACCGAUGGCACUUCUACUCCUCACAAAGAUUACCCAGCCUGGUUCCGCCAAGAUCGCCUGCUGUUCGGUGCUAUAG
Lactuca virosa is the source of this 1089-nucleotide messenger RNA. The record is from the annotation of a GenBank genome assembly. Lineage: Eukaryota; Viridiplantae; Streptophyta; Magnoliopsida; Asterales; Asteraceae.